UACUAUCCGGAGACUUUUAAUCCAGCUGAACACAUCGUAUAUAAAAGCUUGUUAGCCAAAGCUCAAUGUCUUCCAACUGGAAAUUGAAUCGCUCUUCAUUCUAUUUACCUCCUUUUCACCUUGAAGCAUCUCCAGCCUGCGUAUAAGAGAUAUUUCCAAUCAUGAGGGACGAGAUCAACAGUACCAGGGACGAGGCUAAGGCGCUCGGAGAGAAGAACAAAGAGCAUUUUGACCAAGUCGCCGCUGAAGUUUUCAAACACCCGUGGAUUCAACGGAUAUGUAACCAGAUUUCCGACGAGUUACGCCAGAACCUGGAUUGGAUUGGCAUUCCUGAGAAGCCUGAUGGCUUCAAGAUGCUAGAUUAUGCCUGCGGUAACGGCGUUGCUUCUCGUGCACUCGCCCCGUAUGUCUCCGUCGUCCGCGGUAUUGACAUCUCAUCCAAGAUGGUUGAGCAAUAUACCUUGCUUGCAGAAGCUACUGGAUUUAACCCAGAGAGAAUGAGAGCCAUACAUGGAGACUUGAUGAAUCCCGAAGCAUCGCCCUCUCCUGAGCUUGACACUCCAGAAUUCAACGACUUUGAUCUCAUUGUCAUGUGCAUGGCUCUCCACCAUGUACAAGACUACGCAGCUAUGAUUCGGAGACUGAGCGAAAAACUCCGUCCUGGUGGUGUACUUCUGAUCAUCGAUCUGGUCGCUUCAUCCGAGAGUGGUUGCCCCGAAGCCCCUAGGUCCAUGGAGUUGUCUAACCAUACCAUGUCAAAAAUGGGUUUUACAGAAAUGGAAAUCAAAAAUGCAUUUGAGAAAGCCGGCUUGAGUGAUUGGUCUUGGAGAUGGUGCUCUGAGAGAUCCCAGGUCCCUGAGGAGAUAGGUGGUGAACAGCAAGGGUUUUUCGCCAGAGGCUGUAAGAGCGUUGGGGCGAGUGAGACCAAGUAGGUCUCAGAGGUUUCAGGUCAGAUGCGAUAGGAAACAAGACUAGAUCCGACGGUAGUCAAAAUGCGUCCAGGUGAUAUGCAUCAAAUUAUACAAAAGCCUUUUAGCCAUCAGACAUGGAGUGUGGAAACCCGUCCAGUGGUAAAUUUCAGUUUUUUGACUAUUUAUUCCUAUGGCCUCCGGGAGCAAGAAACACCAGACUUUAAUGUAAAUAAACUCGGUAAAGGGUAUCCAUAGUCUAUACUAAACUUAUCC
Fusarium verticillioides 7600 is the source of this 1184-nucleotide messenger RNA. RefSeq lists its product as hypothetical. Lineage: Eukaryota; Fungi; Ascomycota; Sordariomycetes; Hypocreales; Nectriaceae. The record is from RefSeq and is a predicted model, not a curated record. The coding region runs from base 162 to 932 and encodes 256 amino acids. The transcript has 3 exons.